UGGCUGACUGCAGUUUGAGUCCCAGACCUGGUGGCUUGAAAAUCAUGCCAGCACCCAGAGAGAAGACCUGCCUUCACAAUAGUAACUGCGGUUUUUCCAAGCUGCUUUUUGUCUCAUUGCUGAUACUUCUUCAGUUAUUGGCAGUCUCAUUCCUUAUUGGUAUUAUCAUUUUCUUUAAAAAAUCUCAGUGUCUUGAAGAAAAAGAGACUACAAGAGAUCUGAUUCACACAAAAUUGGAGUGUAUGGAAAAGAAGUUGACAAAAGAAGAUACCCCUCCAGAUAGAGUCUGGAGCUGCUGCCCAAAGAAUUGGAAGUCAUUUGGCUCCAACUGCUACUUUGUUUCUACUGAAUCAAAAUCUUGGGGUGAGAGUGAGAAGAACUGCUCUGGAAUGGGGGCUCAUCUGCUGGGGAUCAACUCCAAGGCUGAGCAGGAAUUCAUCAUCAAGAUUCUGAACCCAGAUUUCAGUUAUUAUGUGGGGUUGUCAGAUCCAGAAGGUCAGAGACAUUGGCAAUGGGUUGAUCAAACACCAUACAACAGCAGUAUUUCAUUCUGGCAUCCGAAUGAACCCAAUAAUCCCGAUGAGCAGUGUGUUACAGUAAAUUUUCGUUCUGCAGACCAACAAUGGGGCUGGAAUGAUGUUCACUGUGAUCAUCCCGAGAGGUCAGUUUGCAAGAUGAUGGAGAUUUACUUAUGAACGGAGCAUUGUCCAUGGAAACGUGUCUAUUUUUAUAUCAGUACCACAGUUUUGAUGACUGUCUUAUUCAUCAAAAUCAAGAAGUGUAAUGGUUCCAGCUUCAUUCUUCACUAUUGUUUUGGCUACGUUUGUUCUUUGUAUCUUAUAUACAAAAUGUAGGAUUCCUUCUA
Molecule: messenger RNA, 865 nt
Organism: Tupaia belangeri chinensis (Chinese tree shrew)
Lineage: Eukaryota; Metazoa; Chordata; Mammalia; Scandentia; Tupaiidae
Product: C-type lectin domain family 4 member A
Exons: 6
Coding region: 45-695 (216 amino acids)
Source: RefSeq, a predicted model, not a curated record